CAUAAUCUCUCUCUCUCUCUCUCUCUCUCUCUCUCUCUCUCUCUGUGUUUUGAUUCUCCAACUUUGAAGACCAGAGAUGGGGAAGCAGACCAAAUCCAAGUCCAGAAAACCAGAAAGCUAUGGUAAAGGGAAAGUCACUCCAGUCCAAAUCGCUUUUAUCGUGGACCAAUAUCUCUCCGACAACAACUUUUCUCAAACUCGCUCCACUUUUCGCACCGAAGCCUCCGAUCUCAUCUCUAAAUCUCGAGUUCAAGAGGCGCCGAAGAGUUUGUUGACUUUGGGGGCAAUUUUGGAUGAGUACAUAUGUUUGAAGGAGCAAAAAGUGACGUUGGAUCAAGAAAAGUACUGUUUGGAGAAGGAGAAAAUUCGGGUUCAGACGCUGUUGCGGGGAAUGCAAGAUGUAAUGAACGGUUACAAUGCCGGUGGAAGCGCCACCCCUCCUCCGCCGCCCAUGGUUUCAUCAGUCGCUGCUCCUCAGAUAGACUUACCAAUUAAGUCCCCCGCCGGUAACAUUUCUAGGCCUCCCUUUUAUCCUUUAUUUAGUUGUCAAUAUGAACACGAUGUUAUGGCUCAAAUCAGGUUAAAUAAUGUGGGGAAAUCAGCGACACUGGUGUGCAGAGUUGAUGCUAUGUACAAAAGUUGUUGAAUUUUUAAGGGGUUUGAGUUGGGGAAUCCUAUUUGUGUGAGCUGCCUAACCUGUUCACUACUUAACACAUUGAAAGCUUUACAAUUUGAAAAAUAAUUUGCAAACAGAAGCUUUAUAAGAAAAUUAAACCAAACCAAACUAAGUUUCGUGUCCCAAUCAAGUAGGAUCGACAACAUUAAUUUGUAUAGGUUUUAUGUAUUAAUUGUCUAUUUGUAUAUCACUAUCCAUUUAAAUUUUACAUUUAAUCUCUAUUUCAGCUGAGCUUCAAUCUAAAAAUUUUGAUAUCCUGAUCAUGAAUCAAUUGGAUCCUAUUUAUCACUGUGCAUCCAUGUAAUUUAAGGAAUUUGAAUUUCAAGAGUGUUGGAGCUACACUUGCAAAUCUUGAUGAAAAGCAGGUUGAUUAAUUCAAGCGAAAGGGAAAUGGUGGAUGAGAUGUAAAUCAAAUAUAGUUACAUUUCACAACACAGCCUAACUCUUAUGGCUUGUGUCUGUUGGGAUGAAGCAAUAAUUUUUUGAGACAUAUAUCCAUCAAUAAUUUGCUAAAAGUAAAUUUCAUGAAUGUAAUGUAAAUCUUUUUUUAAACCAUUU
This is a messenger RNA of Camellia sinensis, 1234 nucleotides long. Lineage: Eukaryota; Viridiplantae; Streptophyta; Magnoliopsida; Ericales; Theaceae. The record is from RefSeq and is a predicted model, not a curated record.